AGUCUCAGUGUGCGGAGCACUUCUCAUAAUGUUUGGUUUUCCGGAUGGAACGUUCACAUCACUGGGAUCUCUGGGAAAGGGAGAGGUAAAAGAGUGGAGGCAAUUUAUUCUUUGAGGAUUUUUUUUUUCCAAAAAGAAAAAAAAAAAAAAAGGACACGGGCCAGCUGAACUGCACAGACUCAAGCUGUUGCUUAUAAAGGAAAGAGAGUACCAGGAAAUUAAAGAGAAGAAAAAUGAAAGAGAAGUAUCCAUUCUAAAAAAGGAGCUGACCGAGCUGAAGGCUUUUGCACUGCUAGUUGUAAAGGAGCAAGAGAGACUGAGCAAGCUGCUGGAGAAGCAGAAACGCUGUACCAAACAACUGACGGCUAUCACUGACCAUAUCAAGCAGAGGCUUAGUGCUCCUAGACGAAGAGCAAAGGUGGGGGAGGAACUGAAAUCGCUGCAUAUCGGGGUUGAGCUCCACAAUCAAGUUUCCCUCUUCCACGAAAGCCAGAACAACAUGACAGCCCUAAGCCUCCUGUCAGAGGUCGAGGUACUGAGGAGAAGGGUGGUGCAAAUGGAGGGGAAAGAUGAAGAGCUGAUACGCAUGGCGGACCAAUGUCGAGACCUGGACAGCAGACUAGCGAAGGAGACCAGCAACUGCCGUAGCCUGAAAGCUGAAGUGGAUAAACUCAACAGCAGAAUUAGUGAACUGGACAGGAUGGAGGAGGCUUUAGGCAAGAGCAAACAGGACUGCAGCAUCCUAAAAAACAGCUUGGAGCAAGAGAGACAGGUCAGCAAAAUGCUUUCUGAUGAACUUGACACUUUAAGGCUAAAGGUAAGAGAUCUAGAGGCUGUUGAGAGCCAACUGGAGAAGAGUGAAAUGGUCAUCAGACAGGAUCUUGGCAAGCUGAGGUCACUGACUGUAGCGUUGGUGGAGGACAGAAAAGCUAUGGCUGAGAGGCUCCGACAGGCUGAGGAAAAACUACAUAGGAAGGAGGGCAAAAGAAAUGAGCAUGGCAAUUUGGCCACAAUGACAGAAAAGCUGAGAGAGGACCGGCUGCAGGCACUGAGGUCUCAAGUGGACUUGGAAGAAACAAUAAAGAGCAUAGCAAAGGAAAAAGAUGAUCUCCUGGACAGUCUGAACAAAGAGGAGGAAAGAAACAGAGAACUACAGAAUAAGGUAACCAUAAUGAAGAAGAAGUUACAGGUCUUGGAGAACAGGAAAGAAAAAGAGGACAAAUACUCAUACAGCUCUAUCCCAAAUAACACUGCCUAUUACUGCCAAACUGAAGACAACAAAGUUAAAGAACUGACCCGUGAGUUAGAAAAGCUGCAAAAGAGACUCCAGGAUAAGGAAGUGCUGGAGGGAGAACUGAUGAAACUGGAAGAGGACUUUGAGUGUCUUGAAAAGAGGCUCCAUGAGGAACAGACGAGGACCCAAGCUCUAACAGAGGAGCUGGAGGUGACAAAGAGAGAGCUUUCGAGGUACGAGCAGGCAGAGAAGCAGGAGGUCAACCAGGAGCACCUUCUCCUUUGCCGCCUUCAGAAGGAGCAGGUUAAAUCUAGACUCUUAACCAGAGAAGUAGACAGCCUGAAAGAAAAACUCCAGAAGCUGAUGGGAACAGAAGAAUCCAUUUGCAGGAUGCAAGUGGACCAAUCCACACUGCAAAGAAAACUGAGCCAGCAAGAAGCCAAGAACAAAGAGCUGGCCAGAGAAAUGAAGGAUCUUACUGGUGAGCUAGACAGAUACAGACACAUCAAUAGUGUGAAACCCAGUGCCAGCAAACACACUGCAGUCCAUGAUCAGACCACCAGAGGGGUACAAACUGAACCUGCACAGAGCCUGCCUUCUGACUAUCGGAGACACAGCAAGAAACUAGAUGAACAAAAUGGUGACACAGACCCAAACCAUAAUGUAGAGAUCAUCAACAAAAGGAGCUCUCCUGUCAACAGCCUUAACAGCUUAAACAGUUCGAAUAACAACCUAAGCCAGGACAGCAGCCACUCAGGGGCAGAAAUGCACCCAACAAUUAAUGGAGAAGUUAUGAUGUUAACACACACACCAGGUCAGCCACUGCACAUCAAAGUAACACCGCAUCAUGUCCUCAACACAGCGAUGCUCGAGAUCAGUAGCCCAACUGGAGAGACAGCAUCAUCGUACACCAGCACAGCCCUAAUCCCGACGAGUGGAGCUUCACCCAAGCAGAGAAUUACCAUCAUCCAGAACCCUAAGACCCCCACUUCCAGCCCUGACCGUGCCAUCUCCCCCCUCGACGGAGCAAACAUGUCUCGGAUGUUGAGCCCAAAUUCCUCACGCUCUGUCACACCCGACCACAACAGCUCUCCUAUUCAGAUCGUAACUGUCAGGAGUUGCUCUCCGGAGCCAGCAGAGGUUACAGAUCAGACCAUUUUCUGCAAGACACCUGAACAGCAGAACGGCUGGCACCAUUCGAGGUCCAGUACCCCUGACUCAAGUCCCAGUAUCAUCACAACAGAGGACAGUAAGAUCCACAUCCAUCUGGGGAGCCCAUAUUUCCAGCCCCGACAUGGUAUGACCCACAACUUCCCACAGCCCAUUGGGCCAUACUAUGUUCGACAUGAACAAAGAACUCAAGUACUCACUAACGGCUGUCAUGUAAAAGGUGUUGGAAAGAUUACAAGUAGUAUCACUAUAUCCCCUGCUAGCUCGCCAGGAUCAUAAUCCUCAAAUGUUACAACAAGCGGCCUUUGUAUUUAGGUGAAAUACAAAUAUAUAAUAUGUAUUUUGCAAAAAAUAUGUCCUCAGUCAUCAUUUUAAACUCUACACAACCAAAAUAAUUCUGCAAAUGAAAAGUAUUUUGAUGUAUUUGAAUGUUUCGUCAUGUUUGUUUAAUGUGAGCCUUUGUAAAGCUUACUUUAUUUGA
Oreochromis aureus is the source of this 2885-nucleotide messenger RNA. RefSeq names its product filamin A-interacting protein 1-like. NCBI's taxonomy places the organism in Eukaryota, Metazoa, Chordata, Actinopteri, Cichliformes, Cichlidae. The transcript is spliced from 2 exons. Bases 500 to 2683 code for a protein of 727 amino acids. The record is from RefSeq and is a predicted model, not a curated record.